Plasmodium fragile is the source of this 3030-nucleotide messenger RNA. RefSeq lists its product as uncharacterized. The coding region runs from base 1 to 3030 and encodes 1009 amino acids. The record is from RefSeq and is a predicted model, not a curated record. Gene Ontology annotation, molecular function: protein-cysteine S-palmitoyltransferase activity. Lineage: Eukaryota; Apicomplexa; Aconoidasida; Haemosporida; Plasmodiidae. The transcript is spliced from 5 exons. Gene Ontology annotation, cellular component: endoplasmic reticulum; Golgi apparatus. Gene Ontology annotation, biological process: protein targeting to membrane; peptidyl-L-cysteine S-palmitoylation.
AUGAAAAUAUUAAAAAGAAAUAAAACUUUGGAGAGAACGAAUUUUGACAAAAUAAAUAAUAUACAAAUAUAUGGAGAGAAUAAAAUACACUGCAAGGGGGGCUUCGUGUCAGGACCGGCCUUUUUAACGGUCAUCUCGUCCCUUCUUAUGAUAUUAAUCCCAGUUGCCAUCUUCCACGCCUUUACCUCAACAUGGUUCUUUGAAAGAGACAUUUACUACAUCUCAUUACUCAACCUGUUCUUCUUCACACUCACCAUUUACGCCUUUUUUAAAACGAGUUUUAUGGACCCUGGUAUAAUACCAAGACAGAAAUCCGUACUAAACAUUUACGAUGUGAUAGUCCAACAAUACCGGGAAACGCAACCACCACGACAGAAGGAGGUUUUGAUAAAUGGCAACUUUUACAAGCUCAAGUAUUGCUACACGUGUAACAUAUAUAGAGGCAUAAGAACUGUACAUUGUUCUAUUUGUGACAACUGUGUGGAGAAAUUCGAUCACCACUGCCCAUGGGUUGGCAAUUGCAUCGGCACAAGAAACUACAAAUACUUCGUGUACUUCGUUUUUAAUCUGUACAUCCUGAUAUGCAUAACUCUUGGUGCGAGUAUUUACAAACUGACCGUAUGCAUCAACAGCCUAUCCGACCAGGGUUACAACACGGAGAAAAUAUUUAUUCACAUAUGGCGCAUGGCCACAGAUAGCAUAGUUUUGAUCAUAUACACUAUCCUAACCUUGUGGUUCGUUAUAGGACUUCUGUGCUAUCACAUCUACACAAUUGUGACAAAUCAAACAACGUAUGAGCAAAUAAAAACCUUUUAUCAAAACGAUAAUCCAUUUAAUAUUGGUGUUUUUAACAAUAUAAAAGAGAUACUUUUCACGAAGACGAGGCCGUCCUACAUCGAUUUUGUGAACCCACAAUUACAAAUUGUGGAUCAGAAGUGCUCGCAUAAUGUAGUGGGCCUACACGAUGUAGCUAUCAACAUAGAGGAAGAACAAGAUGGUAGUAAUUAUUCACUCAGUAGUGGAAACAAAAAUGAAAAAAAAAAGAAAAAAUUUUCCUCCAUGGAAUCACGCAUAGGAGACUGCAAAUGGACCAAAAAAGGAAGAGAUUAUCAUUCGAUGAAUAUUCAUGAUAGCAAAUAUAGAACAAAAAAAUCUUAUAAUGUAAAGAAAAAGAUAAAGAAAGAAAAAAGUUUAGAAGAAUAUGAUAUUACCAAACUGAGCAAUAUUUCCUAUAAAGAAAUUGAAAUGAAUUCAACACAUUUCAAGUACGAUAAAAAUAAAAAUACCAAGUUGACUAAAAUUAAAUUUUCUAGUCUUAGGAAGAAGAAUAGCUACUCCGAAGAAUUAAGUUACGAUUUUGAACAAGUCAGUCCAUACACACAAAAAAGGAUCAUAAAUUUGGAUAAUGUCAUAGGUUCUUUAUACAUUAAGAACGACUCGUCAUCAACAGGCAGCUCUAAUAAUGAUAUGUGCAGUGACAUAUGUAACGAGAGCAGGGCCAGCUACGUAGGAGACGAAAUGAAUGCAGACGAACUAUAUGAAUAUCAGGAUGAUGAUAUAAUUCGAGUGCACAGAAAGAGAGUGAGCAAUAAUAACAACUACAUUAUUGUUAUUAAGAACUGGAAGAGAGACAGCGAAUACUCUAAGAGCGCUAUAGGAAAAGGAGGGGGGCUAAUCAAAAGUAGCUUGAGUACGGACUGCCCCAGUAGAAACAGUGCAGGGAAAAGCGGCCUACGCAAAAAAGGGAUACACGAUGGUGAUUCCCUUGCCCCACUUGGUCAUUCUAAACAAAUUAGAUGGAAACAAACUAACGGCGAAACAAAAAUUAAUUGCUUCAACAACAUGACGCACGUGAAGAAAACAUUAGAAUACCCAAUUCCGCGUAAGAAAAAAUUUCCAUUUAUGCGUAAGUUUAAAAAAAAAAUGAAGACCUAUUACGUAGUCAGAUACGCCAACAUAAAUAAGAAAGAUUUUUCGGCCUACUGCAAGAAGGCCAGUACGGACGUAGAAAUGAAUAGCGUUAAACAGAUGAGCAAGGUCAAGACGAUAAAGAAGGUAAACUACUUGCGGAAGUUAUUUUCCAGGAAGCGCCAUCAAGACAAAAGUGGUCAUAAGAAUCGGGGAAAAAAAAUGUUCAGCACCGCAGAGAGUGUCAGUUGGCAGGACGAAACAUGCAAUUGCAGUGGCGGCGGUGUCGAUGGAGCUGGGAGGAAUCCCCAAAAGGGACACGAUGACUGUUCUACCAAUGCGCAAGCCAGUGAGAAAAUUAUACUCAAAAAGAGGAAGAAGAAGAUGAUGGCCUUGCAGAAGGAUGUCAUCAUCAGCAUAUAUAAUUAUAAGCCCAAGGAUAAGAGGGAGAGGACCAAGCAGUGGGGUGCAAGCUCUGCCAUGUUGGGAAAAAAUGCACCGCAUGAAAAGGAACCAGUGGGUCAUGUGGAAGAAAAUGGCGAGCAUAAACGCAGCAGCGAGGAGGAGGAUACAGAUUUGUCUCAUCAAACCAACCUCCAAAUGCACGGAGACACCUCAACCAAACACGCAGAAGAGAAACAAAAGAUGAUGGACUUGAAGCUACCUGCAUAUUACCUCUCAGGAAUAGACAACGCUGAGCUGGAUAAUUUCAGCAAGAUAUGCGAAAUGAGGUACACCAAAAUGUACAAGUGGAAAUAUAAAAAGAUGCACAAGAGGAUACUGCGAAAGGAAAGAGUAAAACUGCUAUCCAGGCCGCACAAGAACAUCCACCUAUAUUAUAACAACAAAAAUUAUUGCAUUGACGAGUCUACAGAUUGGCAUCAAAACAGUCAACUGUUAAGCGAAUACAUGGACGCUAAUCAUAACUUUAAGAAAAUUAAAAAAAGCAAUAAAUUUGAUAAUUUAAAAUUGUUUAAUUAUUUAAUUCACAAGCAUAAACAAGAUAAAGACCGCUCAGAUAACAAAAAGAAAAGCAAGGCGUCCAAAUUUUUUUAUUUUUUUACAUCCUUUGCUCUAAUAAUUAAUUGUAUACACAUACCCGCUAGUAAUGAUAAUGACUGA